Molecule: messenger RNA, 2683 nt
Organism: Harpia harpyja (harpy eagle)
Lineage: Eukaryota; Metazoa; Chordata; Aves; Accipitriformes; Accipitridae
Gene: LPCAT1
Product: lysophosphatidylcholine acyltransferase 1
Exons: 13
Coding region: 643-1938 (431 amino acids)
Molecular function (GO): calcium ion binding
Source: RefSeq, a predicted model, not a curated record
UGGCCUCUUAUCUUUAUUGAGGAUGUAGUGUGAAGCUUCACUGUGGCAUCCGUCAAUUUCAAUUAUUCCCAUAGUGUCAACUUCUUGUUAUGAAGAUUGACAGUACGGAAUGUGCCCAGAUUUUGUAUUCUAAAUUGUUCUUUUAAACUGCUUCACCCCAUUGUUUGCUAGCCUGUGAUGAAUUGACAAAACUUCUGUUGAUUCUCUGAGGGCUUGCCCCCUGCUUUGGUGCUUAUUAAUAAGUCUGUGCUUGCUUUGAUAUUGGAAUGCUAAUUAAGGUAGAAUGUAAAACAGUGUUUGCCCAUCCAUGAAAACUGCCAUUUGAGGAGCAAGAAAUGAGGAGUGUAUCACCUAUUCUGUAGAGAACUUUAAAAUUAGGAGCUGGCAGUAGCAUGAGGGAAGCUGACUGUAUUUUGCAUCACAGGAGGGAAGGAGGUUGAGAACCACAGAGGCGUGUCACUUUACAUUUCAUUUGGAAUGAUAUCAGUAUAAUAACUAAAGGAAUAAUGGACUGCCUUCAAUCUUGCAUACAGUUAUUUUGAAGCUUUUUAGAUUGUCCCUCCCCCAUUUCAUCCAGUUUUCAGUGUCAGCCUGCUCUCCAGCCUCCAAUCCCUGAUAGUGGAUAUUUUGCUGAAAGCAAUCAUGAGAAUGAUGUGGCUUGCUGGUGGAUUCCACUGGAUAAAUGUAAAAGGCAGACGGGCAUUGCCGGCAGAAGCAGCAAUAUUAACUGUGGCUCCCCAUUCUUCCUACUUUGAUGCCAUUCCAGUAACUAUGACCUUCGCCUCCAUUGUGAUGAAAGCAGAAAGCAAAGAUAUUCCUGUUUGGGGAACUCUAAUCAAAUACAUCCGGCCAGUAUUUGUAUCUCGGUCAGACCAGGAUUCUCGCAGGAAAACUGUUGAAGAGAUUAAGAGGCGUGCUCAGUCUGAUGGUAAAUGGCCACAGAUAAUGAUAUUCCCAGAGGGCACUUGCACAAACCGAUCCUGUCUAAUUACAUUCAAGCCUGGAGCGUUUAUUCCUGGAGUUCCUGUACAGCCAGUGGUUUUACGUUAUCCAAACAAACUGGAUACAAUCACAUGGACGUGGCAAGGGCCAGGAGCGUUAGAAAUUCUAUGGCUUACUUUGUGUCAGUUUCACAAUUCUGUGGAAAUUGAGUUUCUGCCCGUGUAUAUUCCUUCAGAAGAAGAAAGAAAAAAUCCAGUGUUAUAUGCCAAUAAUGUCAGACGUGUAAUGGCAGAGGCAUUGGGAGUUUCAGUGACAGACUACACAUUUGAAGACUGUCAGCUAGCUUUGGCUGAAGGACAACUUCGUCUGCCUUCAGACACGUGUCUUUUAGAAUUUGCAAAGCUUGUGAGAAGCCUUGGGCUGAAGCCAGAAACACUUGAAGAUGAUCUUGAUAAAUAUGCUGCAAGUGCCAUGAAAAUGAAAAAAGAAAAGGUUGAUCUUAAAGAAUUUUCAGCAUACUUGGAAUUUCCAGUUUCUCACACAUUAGAAAGUAUGUUUGCGCUUUUUGAUGAGAAUGAAGAUGGUAUAAUUGACAUUCGGGAAUUUGUCAUUGCUCUGUCAGUUGUCUGUAAGCCAUCCAAAACUCUGGAAACAAUUCAGUUGGCAUUUCAGCUGUACCAGUCAGAAAAUGGAACUAUAACAGAAGAGGAUUUAGCUCAUAUUCUGAAGACUGCCAUGGGUGUGUCACAGAUUAAUGUUACGCAUCUUUUUAGAGCUGUAGAUGAAGAAGAAAAAGGAAAGAUUACAUAUGAUGACUUCUACAGAUUUGCUGAAUUGCACCCACACUUUGCAGAAGACUAUCUCUAUGCUGAUCAGAUGGGAGCUGAGAGUGGCUUGGAGACUUCAUCUCUUUCUGCUCCUAAUGGUAUCUGUACUGACUUCAGCCCUGAAAAUGCUGAAGAUAAAAACAAGCCCCUGCAGAAGAAACUGAAUUAACACUACAACUGUUACCUUCCUCUCCUGGUGAGAGGAUUGUCUUUUCUUGGGAUUUUCAUAAGUCACUCCAACUAUACAGCAAAUACCAGUUUUGUGUGUGAAAGUUCUUCUACCUUAAUACUGUUCUUUGAAUCGUAUGUGCUAUAUUUAACAACAUGUUCCAGGUUACUUUGGGGAAGGUGUUUUUAUUUUUUUCAAAAAGGUCUUUGAAAGGCAAAAAUGUGAAUGUGCUUCAUUAUUAAUGUUCAUAUUUAAAAGGAAGCGGCACACUUAUUUAUAUUCCAUUGGCUAGUUUCAUGUACAAAGUGUCGCACAAACUGUGCAUGUAUAAAGAAACUGUAGCUACUAUGGUGUUAAGUGCACUUUGGUGAUUAGUGUUUUCCCUAGUUAUGGGGAUGUUUAUUUGGGGCCAAACUUUGCUGUCCAUAUUUGCAUAGUCGGUCUUGUUGGUUUCAGUGGGAUUAUUCUCUCAAGCAAGGCAAGCAUAUUUUGGCCCUUUGUUUUGGUUUCAGUGAACAUUUUGGAAACAAUAAUGCAAAAACUUGCUAAGGAUUACUUUUUAUUUUUAUUGUUGAAUGACAAAAUUGUUUCUCUUUCAGUCUAUUCCAUGGUAGAAUGAAAAGGAAAGGCUUUUUAUCCCUCACCCCAACACUUUUCUACUGUAAUCUUCUGGAUGCAAUUAAACGUGAAUUUUUUUCCAAACUGACAUGCCACAUACUGUUUGCAAAUACAUGACAAAACUGUU